Molecule: messenger RNA, 2615 nt
Organism: Caenorhabditis auriculariae
Lineage: Eukaryota; Metazoa; Nematoda; Chromadorea; Rhabditida; Rhabditidae
Source: the annotation of a GenBank genome assembly
AUGACGGAAAAGCCGGGCCCUUCGAAAGAUGCGCCGUUUCAUUUCGCGAAAGAUGGCGUCGAUCCGAUGCUCGUCGGUUCUCUUACCGUUUUGGUCCUUGCGUGAGUUUUUCAUUCAAUUUUAAACAGAAUAAUUUUUUCGAUUAUAUAACUUAAUUAAGAAAAUCAGAUUUUUCUAUAUAGAAAGGGAGAAAGAGUUUAGGACUUUAUUAAUAUUUAUAUUUUCAUAUAUUUUUUAUUUUCGAAAAUCUAAAUAUAGCUCUCUUCUAAAAGUUCAUACUAACCAGCUGAAAACUCGACCUUUCUAAUAAGUAAAGUGGAACGACGUGGUUUUUCCUGCUCUCAUUAGAUUUCUUUUUCAAGCUUUCUAUGACGUAUUCUGGUGAUUCAACUUCAAUACUUUUUUGACGUUCAGUUAUUAAAUAUUGGGAAAUGCAACAUUUCCCACUGUUUCUCUCAAAAUCGGGAUUAUUCUCAAACAUAGAAACAAGUUUUAGCGUCGGGUUCAUCAUUUGGCGACUGCUGAAGUUCCAAAGAGAUGAAAAAUCUUCCCAGAGCAAUAUUGAAGCUCUUCUCGCCAUGAACGAGCAAGACGAGCGGGAAAAUAGAAGACAGGCUCCAGGUAGGCUCAAAAAUCGUUGAUUUCAUGUUGGGAGAAACAUUUUGACGAUUAAAAAUUUUAUACACUACAUUACACAAUAAUUACAGAGAGGAACUCCGAAAGAUAUUCUAUUUCAGAAGUUCUUUUUCAUUUUUCAGGAAAGGGAGAAUACACAAGUUUGGAGAAAUUUUAGAAGUUUAGCUAAGACGUACUUUGAAGCACCCUGGUUUAUAUAGAAAAUAAUUUUUUUCUCGAUUUCUAAUAUUAUUAUUUUUUUACAAUAUCCAAUUAUAUUCAAUUACGAUCAAUUAGUUCAUGUGUGUAAGAUAUUUAUGCUACGAAGUUAAGUGGCCGGCGGAAUGCGGAGAAAUGUUCGACGACGCGUCGUCCGCGACUUAGAUGAGGACGAUGACGACGUCAGACAGGGCGAGCCUCACGACGAUGACGAGGACUUCGAAGGUUUCUAAUUUUUUAUUCUUUGAAUUGUAUUUUCUCCUUUUUCAUCCAUAUGCUUUAUGAGCAAAAUAUGAUUAUUAACGUAUCCCGAAUUCUCGAAAAGCUGAAUUUUCAGGAGGCGACUACAUGGACGACAUCGAUGCCGCCCUGGCUUCAGGGAAAAUCGGCAAAAGGAAGGCGAUGAAGCUCGCGGCCAAGGAGGAGAAACGUCAUCAAAGAGAAAUGGUUCGUGAAAGACUUUUCAGGGCAAAUAUUUGAUUUGAGGAAAUCGUUUCGCUUUCAUUUGGCAUGAAAUUAUAGCCUCGAUUCAUUAUUUUUGCUCCAAGAGAUGAUUUGAUUUAAAAAAGUGAAUAGCUCAGUUAAGAUGCGGUUUUUGCAGUAAACUUGAAGGGAUAUCUUCGAAAAAUGUAUUCCUAUUUUUUCAAUAUGAAAUAAUUUCGUGAACGACCUAACUAACGUUGGACAGAAAACAAAAUCUUUUCGAUCAAUAUUUUGGUACGAUUUUUCAGCAUUCUUCCUAAGCAAAAUUGUAUUUUUUCUCUCUGAUAAUCCUCUUUUUCUAGGAAGCACAAGAACGAGAAGAGAAAAAGAAGCGAGAGGCGAAAAUCGAGAAGAAACGUGAAGAAGAACGGGAGAAAGAACGACAGGCCGAACUGGAGGAAGAAGAACGAAAGAGACAGGAAAAAGAAGAGGAAGAACGUCGGCAGCACGAGGAGUACCUCGCUGUUCGUUUUACUGUUUCAGAGGAAUCUUAAAAUUUGAGAAUAUUUCAUUUACUAUUAAAAAGAAUGUGAAGUUAUUCUGAGCUGGAUUGAAUGAAUUUAUUUUUCUUAAUCCAAGAAAUGAGUUCUAUUUUUUUCAAAUUAUUUGUUUCCUUUCCGUUUGAUGGAAAUUUUUUGAAAAGUUUUAGGAUCAGUUCUUUGAAACUUUUUUCAAUUUUUUCGGUUCGUAGAAAAAAAAAGAGAGACAAAAAUUCAUUUCGAAAAUCGAUCGAAAUUCAGUUUUUCAACAAUUAUUUAGCUUUUUAAAGAGUUAUCAUAGAAGUUUGGAAAUUUCUCAUGUUAUUGAAAAGGAACUAUUUAGAUGAAAGAGUCGUUCGCCGUGGAAGAAGAAGGAUACGAUGAACUCGAAGGAGAAGAAGCCGAGAAUCUGAUUCGCGACUUCAUCAGCUACAUCAAGGAGAACAAGGUAGCGCAAGUUUCAGAUUUUAUCAAAUGAAAUUCAUUUUGAAUCUCAUUUUAUUUUUUCUAAUGUUGGAAGACGAAUUGCUUUCAGGUCGUGAACAUCGAUGAACUCUCGGCUCACUUUGGCCUGAAAUCCGACGAGGCCGUGAAACGACUGGAGCACUUCCUCAACGAAGGCCUUGUCCAGGGCGUCAUGGACGACCGCGGCAAAUUCAUCUACAUUUCUGAUGACGAAUUGGCCGCAGGUAACUUCUCUACCCGUUUAUUCUGUAUAAUUUCAACUUUCUAGUCGCCAAGUUCAUCAAUCAGCGUGGCCGCGUCUCGAUCCACGAACUCGCCGAUUACAGUAAUCGGUUGAUCAAACUCGAAUCUUGA